AUGGGCUGCUUGCCGCCGGGAUGGUCCGGCAGGAAAUCGGCGAGGUUGAGCACCCGCCCCGCGAUAGCGCACCAGCAGUCCUUCUGCGCAUUACGCUUCGCCACGUCGGCCCGUGUAAUCGUGCGCGUGCCCCUCGCUGCUGCUGCUGCUGCUGCUGGGGCAGCGGCUUCCAGCGCGAUCGCCGCAGCUGGCGGUGCGGCCUUCGGCAGUGGCCUCAGCGGCGGCAACUGGCCCAGCGAGAGGUAUGAGCAAAUCGUGUCAAGGCGGUGGUUGGCGGCGGGCCCGAGAAAAGUGGCCAGCAGGUACCGAGCCGCCUCGGCCCCCGCAACGCAUCCAAAGACGACGCAGUCGAGCAGGAAGUUUCCUCCCAGGCAAUUUUGGCAGUGCACACCGUCGGCUGCCCCGCCAGCGCAGUAA
Trypanosoma conorhini is the source of this 417-nucleotide messenger RNA. RefSeq lists its product as uncharacterized. The record is from RefSeq and is a predicted model, not a curated record. Bases 1 to 417 code for a protein of 138 amino acids. The transcript has a single exon. Lineage: Eukaryota; Euglenozoa; Kinetoplastea; Trypanosomatida; Trypanosomatidae.